Molecule: messenger RNA, 4542 nt
Organism: Pygocentrus nattereri (red-bellied piranha)
Lineage: Eukaryota; Metazoa; Chordata; Actinopteri; Characiformes; Serrasalmidae
Gene: efna5a
Product: ephrin-A5a
Exons: 5
Coding region: 887-1576 (229 amino acids)
Biological process (GO): regulation of actin cytoskeleton organization; regulation of cell-cell adhesion; ephrin receptor signaling pathway
Cellular component (GO): plasma membrane; external side of plasma membrane
Molecular function (GO): ephrin receptor binding
Source: RefSeq, a predicted model, not a curated record
UCUGGGGGGCGGAGCUGUGGAUCCAGCCUGCGAGUCUGAGCAGCAGCGCUCACUCACUUCAUGGCUGGAAAGUCCGUCGGUCUGUGAGGAGAAAGCGUGGCUUCGCUCAGACCAACUCUACCGGCUAAACCGUCCAGGUUACAGCGCCUCGUUCAGGCACCGGCAGUUUAACAGGUUUCAUUUCCACACAUUAACUGGGGUCGGUGACUAACUGGAAGGUACAGUUCGCCGUGGGUGGUGUGCGGACACUUCUGUCCGUUUUCUCCAGCUCCGAGAGCGCUGACAGUUUGAAGACGGAGGGACGGAGCAGAUACUGAGCUCGGGACGGACAGAGCACAGCACAACAAAACUAAUUCGGCAGCAGCUCUUCAGCAUUUUUAUCCUCCUCAGACUGCUUGGGGCAGGAGAGCGUUUUAUUACAGCGGUGAACACUGUCGGUUGGCUUUCACGACGCUGGGACGUGGAAACAAGAAUAAAGCGAUAGUUUUUGGUCUGGAUAGCGAAAUGCUCGUGUGCGUGCAGUGAGCUGAGCUGGUCGAGGAGGGAUGCGCCGCCGCUCAUACGGGACUAUACAGUGAUAAAGCAACACUAAAUCAUUUGAAUCCAACAUUUUCCUCCUCCGCUCUCCUCAUCUUCUUCUGACUUCGCUGGUUGUGGCACUACAGACGCUGCUGGAGGUUUUGUCAUCUCUCACAGCGGGAGGGAGCGAUUUUAUGCGGCUGUCCAGUGAGAGAAGGCGCUUCGCACGUGGAGGUACUGAAUAAAAAGCCCGGGUUAAAAGGGCCACCGAUGUGAGUUUGGCUUGGCGUUUGUUUUGCCUGCUCGAGCCAGAGGUCCAGCCGUAGCCUAAGCGCCGUAAGCGGGACUGAGAGUGAGACUUUGAGCGAUGCCGCAGGUGGGAGUGCUGCUCUUUCUCGUCCUCCUCCUGUGGAUGUGCGUGCUGGGUCAGGAGCCUGCUUCCAAGGUGGUGGCGGAUCGCUAUGCCGUCUACUGGAACCGCACAAAUCCGAGAUUCUACAGAGGAGACUAUCACAUUGAUGUGUGUAUAAAUGAUUACCUGGAUGUCUACUGUCCUCACUACAUGGACUCAGUGCCAGAGGAGAGGACCGAGCGCUACAUGCUCUACAUGGUGAACUACGAUGGCUACAGCUCCUGUGACCACACGGCCACAGGCUUCAAGCGCUGGGAGUGUAACCGGCCUCACUCACCCAACGGACCUCUAAAGUUCUCCGAAAAGUUCCAGCUCUUCACGCCGUUCUCUCUGGGCUUUGAAUUCCGACCUGGCAGAGAAUACUACUAUAUAUCCUCUACAGUUGGUGAAAAUGGGAGAAGAACCUGCUUAAGGCUGAAAGUUUUUGUCAGACCAGCAAACAACUGUGUGAAGACUGUUAGCGUGCAUGACCGAGUAUUCGAUGUCAAUGACAGAGUGGAUAACUCGAUAGAGCCAAGAGAUGACACAAGCCAUGAAUCGGCCGAGCCAUCCCGAGGUGAUGUUAACUCUGCUGGGCGUGUACGCAUGGUUGGCACUCUGCUAGCUUCGGCCCUGCUUCUCUUGGUGUCACUCUUAUCAUUAUAGCGGCCCCUCUGAGUGCAGUAAUAUGUCCCAAUCUUAACAUGCUGGAGGACUCACAAAAGAGCACUUUUAAGUAGACAUCGGAGGUCCUCAUUAUCUCGGUUGAGAUUCAGAACAUGUUCCUCUAACAAGAAGAUGCCAAAAGUGUUCUGACUCGGUCAGUGAGAGGGAGAUUUUUUCAUUGCCCAGUGGCAUUACUGGGUGGAUCUUGGUGGAUUUCAAUUAAUAUGCCCUCGUCCCUCUACUAGCCUUCUAAUUGACAGAAAAGAACCAUGCACACACACUCGUAUACAUACACACACACCUUUUCUCUCUUGUGGCCCUACAGUCCACCCGUCUAAGGGCUUAUCUUGAGGAAAAGGGUUGAAAAGGAAAAAAGGAAAUGACUUUUUGCUGAGAUUUCUAUGGCACCAACUGACUACGAUGGACAAUGUGAAACAGUCUUAUGACGGAGCGAUGGAGGACUCACGCCAACUAGCGUGAGACCAUUGUGUCGAGGAGAUCUAGGCACUGGAAAUGUAUACACUUUUAGGACUGUAGGACUGCAGACUCAGUUGUUCACAGGAUGGAAUGGGAGCCGGUGGUUCGAGAGUGAAUCUUCUAUCAAAAAAACAAACAAAAAAAUAAACCCAGAAUGGAUCAUUUUUGAUGGGACAAGUCGCUGAGGACACUUUCUCAGAGGAAUGGUAGUUUUGCAAGCAUUUCUUAGAUAAAGAAAUAAGCACUCAUUUUGUACAUUGUGUACAGUUAUGGGAAUAAGAAGUGGAUGCUGUAUUCUUGAAGUGAAUUGCUCAACUCAAGUGUAGUAGCUAUAUUGGUUUAUUGCUUUGGAGCCUCACUGAUCAAUUGUUUAAGUGAAUAUACUAAUUUGUUUGGCAAAGCAUUUUUCCCCCCUCCCUAUUUAUUGCUCAGUCCUUGUGCUCCGCACACUGCCUCACACUUUAGCCAAUAGCCAGGAUUAAGGAGGAGGUGAACAAGAAUGCCUAGCCUCAGCACUAAUUCAUCAUAAUUGUAAUCCAUGCAUUUAAUCUGGGACAGAUUAAGACACCUCUACAGAUGUUUAACCUGAUAUCAGGGAAAGAACAAACAGAAUGUUGCCAUGCCAUACUGUCUGUCUGUGGUCAUUUCAAAACAAAGUAAAUGAAUUUGUUUGAUUGUUUAAAUGGGGUCUACGCUUAGGCAAGCAACACAUUUAUUGAUUUAUUGAAAUUCUGUUCUCUCAUCCAAGAGUAUCAUUUUAAUUUGUGCUGAUGAAAUCACACACAUUGCCAAUUGAACAAUAAAUUUAAAAAUACAGUGCAUAUCAAAAGGUUUUCAGGGAACUUUUUUAACGCAGUCAUUCAGGUUUUGUUCUAGACGUUCUCCCAUUUCUGCAAUUUCAUUGGCUUUUUGAAAGCUUGUGCUGAGCAGGCCAAACCUCAUCUGAUCAUUGCUCAAACAGUGGCAGAACGCUGACAGAGAGUUGCACCCAUCCGUGGUGGCAGCUGACGCCCUAACAUGAUUUAAUAGGCUCUUUGAUGUUGUCCAGAGUGUCAGGCAUGCGGGCCACAUACUGCGGCCUCAUGUGGGUCAUUUCUGGAAUUAAAAAUCGACUGCCGCGUGAGAGCAACUCGGUGUCCGGUUCAGCUGCAGGCUAGCAUUACUCUCAUGAACUUGGGCGAGAGGAGGGGAAAGACGAGAGCUCCUGCUACGAUCAAUAGUAAUGGGCUUCACACGUAGGUAAAAAAACAAGAUAAAUAUUUGCCUCAGCUGCUGGUACAGUUGUCCUGCACUGGCACAGUUUACGAUAGACUAGACGUAACAGGUCUCUUGCAGAUCUCUGUCUUUCCUCUGGAGUAGAUUGGGCUACACUGUAGAUUGAGAUUGAUUGGUUCGGGAUUAAUGUGGCAUGCUGCUAUAGCGUAAAACUACUACCAUCACUUUUCAAAAAGUUAACACAAGAGCAUAUGGAUCCUAAUUUUAUGGAUACUGUGUAUCCGUAGGUUGUCUAUGUGAUAUUCAGUGUUAGAGCAGUUACAUUUUGUACCUAUGCUUAGGGGAAAAAAAACAAAAAAUUAAGACGUUUAACAAGAAAGAUGUUUAAUAUCAAUGUUCAUUGUCCAUUUCUUUUGUACUUGACACUAAUGUCCCUGUUAUUAUGCUGAUUUCACUUGUGCAUGGUCCAUUCAUUCUGAAUAGUAUGUUCUGACAUUUUACCAUCUGCCUUAUCUAGCACAGGCACCCAAACCAGGAGCUGCUAUUGUUUGUGGAAGGUGUGUCCCUAUACCAGAGUCACUUCUCUGCAAAAAUAGCCAACCUAAGAGUCUGGAUGAAACAUUCCAGCCCUACAUAAGAAGAUUUUCCACCUGUUAUGUUUGGGAAAACAUCUGAAAUGACCUUGCAUCCAGAGACAAACCCUGGUGCUCAUUUAUAAUAUGAACCUAUCUUGUAAUAUGGCCUGAUUCAGGAAACACUGUUUGUGUAAACCAUUUUUUUCACUGUUGACUGUGCCUCGAAGCAUUGUCAGUUAAUUUCUGUAUGCUGUGUUGCAAGGUGGCACCUGAAAUCUCUUCUGUCAUAUGCCACUGGAAAUGCUUGUUGAGGAAAGGAAUGACCGUGAUGUGCUAUUCUUGUCUUUUUCUUGAGUCUAGCAUGAAUCAUUGUGCCUCUGUAUUUUUAAGAUCAUUUUUCUCUCUCCUGGACCAUUUCUCCUUUGCACCGAGUCAUUACAUUAUCUAGUUCUUCAAGCAACUGUUUUAGCCACUAGACAUGGAGCAUCAUCCGCCUCUGCAGUUGAACUUUGCUUGGUCAUGGGCCCCUGUGUUGGUCACUGUCUUUCGAGUGGUGCUCCAGCCUCCCUGAUGGUGCCGCAUUAUGUUAGACACAUAUUUUAUAUCUUCAAAUGCCAUUGUUUGUAAAUACACCUGUCAGAGCAGCUACAACUAAUUACAAGAAAAAAAAGUGAAAUAAAUCUUUGUCAUUGUUGUAAA